CCGAAAUAAGUUCUCUUUCUCGAGUCUCGGGUCACUCUCUUCAUCCUGGUAGCAUCAUCAAAGCAGCUAUGGCAGCCUCGGCUUCAGCUCCGCCUCUCGAUAUCUUAGUUCGAGGGCCUGAAGGCUUCUCACUCUGGAACGGACCCCCGUUCAGUAACAACGGCCAACCCGGUAUCAAGCUCGAACACAAAAUCGCUUGCUCCAGUACCAAAUUCAGUGACGAUGGAUCGAGGCUCAUGGUGCUCAAACCCGAUUCCGUCAUCACCAUCUACGAUUGCCGAAGCUACGCCGAGAUUAGGUCUUUCCAAGUCCCCAACCUCACCGCCGCCGCCUUGUCCCCGCGCGGCACUUUUCUUCAGACUUUCCAGAAGUCCUCAACGCCGCAGAACAAGAAUGUGACCCUGUGGAACGUCGACACCGGAGAACCUGCUUACGAUCAAUUCCAGAAGAGUAUAACCAAAACGAAUUGGCCCUCGGUUAGGUUCAGCUCCGACGAGGCUGUUGCGUGUAAACUUGCGACGAAUGAGAUACAGUUUUUUGAUGCUGCAGACUUCUCGAAAGGAGUUACGAAUCGGCUGAGAGUUCCUGGAGUGGCUGCAAUUGAACUCUCUAAGGCACCUGGCUCCCAUGUGGCUGCAUUUGUCCCGGAAUCGAAGGGGAUUCCUGCCAGUGUCCAGAUAUUUGCCACUGGAAAAGAUUUACAGAGUCAACCUGUUGCUCGAAGGAGUUUCUUUCGAUGUUCAUCAGUGCAACUGAAUUGGAAUAAUGGCUCAACUGGGCUUUUAGUUGUGGCGCAGUCAGAUGUUGAUAAAACCAACCAAAGUUACUAUGGGGAAUCAAAGCUAAACUACUUGACAACAGAUGGAACCCAUGAAGGACUUGUUCCUCUUCGUAAAGAGGGGCCUGUUCAUGAUGUUCAGUGGUCAUACUCUGGAUCAGAGUUUGCUGUAGUUUAUGGCUUUAUGCCUUCUAAAACAACCGUGUUUGACAAGAAGUGCAAUCCUCUUCUUGAGCUUGGAACAGGCCCGUACAAUACUAUCCGAUGGAAUCCAAAGGGAAAAUUUCUGUGUUUGGCAGGCUUUGGUAACUUACCAGGUGAUAUGGCAUUUUGGGACUACAUAGAGAAAAAGCAGCUUGGAACAACCAAGGCCGAAUUAUCUGUGACAAGCGAAUGGUCUCCAGAUGGACGCUAUUUCAUGACUGCCACGACUGCUCCGAGACUACAAGUUGACAAUGGGAUUAAGAUUUUCCACCACAACGGUUCAUUGUUCUUCAAGAAGAUGUUUGACAAGCUGUUCCAGGCUGAUUGGAAACCAGAAUCACCUGAUAGGUUCAGUGACAUUUCAGAACUUGUCAAGUCCUUUGAAUCAAUAAAAGUUGAUGACGCCAAACCUCAAGGAGAAAGGUCCAAAUCUUCCCAAACCUCUGCAAAAGCCAGCCCUAACAACCCAACUGCACAAAAGCCUGCUGCAUAUCGCCCCCCACAUGCUAAGCAAGCUGCUGUCGUUCAGGCAGAGCUGUUUGGAGGGACCACAUCAGAAACAAUGAGCAAGAAUGCAUUGCGAAACAAGAAGAAAAGGGAGAAACAAAAGGAGAAGAAGGCUACCGAGGGUGCCAAUGAUAGUUGACUGCAGAAUUUUUUUCAUCUUCUUCUGCUGGCUAUUUUAUGCCUUCUGCAGCAAAAUAGGUAUGUUCUGCAGCGAAGUGGAUUGAGGGCUGGAUUUUCCUACAAUUACCAUCCUUAAUUAGGUCGGAGGUCAUAAUUGUUCCUUAAGGGCUAGUGAUAUCAAAGUGAUGCAGCUUAUACAACAAAUUAUCUUUACUACAUACUGGGAUUUGAUCUUUAAGCAACGUCAAAGAUGAUACAAUGACAUUUUGGUCUUAAUAGUGUACCCUUAUCUGAAUUAAGUAUUACAGUCCAACAGUAAUCUAGUUAGAUGGGAAUGAAAAAA
Rosa chinensis is the source of this 1952-nucleotide messenger RNA. RefSeq names its product eukaryotic translation initiation factor 2A. Lineage: Eukaryota; Viridiplantae; Streptophyta; Magnoliopsida; Rosales; Rosaceae. The record is from RefSeq and is a predicted model, not a curated record. Gene Ontology annotation, cellular component: cytosolic small ribosomal subunit. Gene Ontology annotation, biological process: translational initiation. The transcript is spliced from 12 exons. Gene Ontology annotation, molecular function: protein binding; ribosome binding; mRNA binding. The coding region runs from base 69 to 1628 and encodes 519 amino acids.